AAGCUACUCGGAAGUUACACACACACACUUCGUUGUGAAACAACUUUGACAUCUCGAGACUAGAGAGAGAAAGUUAGAGAGAGAAAGUUAAGACUGUAGACUCCAUAGCUGUUCUUAUCGAGAGAUUUGAAGGUCGGUUAUAGUAAUCCUAAUUCCUGAAUGAUAGAUACAGAUGUCAGAAACCGAAAACAAAUCUGUUGAGAUCACUAAAGGCGUCAAUGGCCUCGAAAAGAUCAUUCUCCGUGAAAUUCGCGGCAGUAGUGCCGAGGUAUAUCUGUAUGGAGCUCAUGUGACAUCUUGGAAAAAUGAGCAAGGAGAAGAAUUGCUUUUUGUCAGUAGUAAGGCGAUCUUUAAGCCUUCAAAGCCAAUACGUGGGGGUAUUCCUAUAUGCUUUCCUCAAUUCUCAAACAUGGGCUCUCUUGAAGCACAUGGAUUUGCUAGAAACAGAGUUUGGACCAUCGACACUGAUCCCCCUCCACUUCUACCCAAUGUCACCGAUGGAGUCUUUGUUGAUUUGUUACUUAAACCUACUGAAGAGGAUUUGAAGAUAUGGCCUCACAGCUUUGAGUAUCGACUGAGGGUCACUCUGGGACCCGGUGGAGACUUAAUGUUGACGUCUCGGAUCAGAAAUACCAACACUGAUGGAAAGGCAUUUACAUUCACGUUCGCAUAUCACACAUAUUUUUCUGUUUCAGAUAUCAGUGAAGUUCGAGUGGAAGGAUUGGAGACAUUUGAUUAUCUCGACAACUUGAAGAACAGGGAGCGAUAUACAGAACAAGGGGAUGCUAUAACCUUUGAAUCAGAGGUGGACAAGAUAUAUCUCAGCACACCAACAAAGAUUGCCAUCCUGGAUCAUGAAAAGAAGCGUACCUUUGUGGUCCGGAAAGAUGGACUGCCUGAUGCUGUGGUGUGGAAUCCAUGGGAUAAGAAGGCAAAAGCCAUGGCUGAUUUCGGAGACGAUGAGUACAAACACAUGCUUUGUGUUGAGGCAGCAGCAAUCGAAAAGCCGAUCACACUGAAGCCUGGUGAAGAAUGGAAAGUAAGGCAAGAACUUUCAGCUGUUCCUUCCAGCUAUUUCAGCGGUCAACUUGACCCGAGCAAAGUUCUCCAGAGUAGCUGAUUCGUAUGCUGCUGAACACUAUCAUGUACAGGUUUGUGCUCGUGCCAACUCUUCUGUGAGUCUUUGUAAAAUUUUGGUUACAUUGGUUCCACAGAAAGGUUUUCAAAAAGACUGCAUUUCACUGAUUGUAAUGGAAAUAUGAAACUGGUCAAACAGAUUUCAUGUUCUGCGGUUUUAAUACAACAAUGUGUUUCGAUAAUCUACUUCCUAUAUGAGAAGAUAGCCUUGAAUGUUUUGUCUUGGCGGUUGGAUGUGAUGAUAGAAAUAAAAUGAAAACACGAUAUUAAGCAGGUUUUUGGUU
Molecule: messenger RNA, 1421 nt
Organism: Helianthus annuus (common sunflower)
Lineage: Eukaryota; Viridiplantae; Streptophyta; Magnoliopsida; Asterales; Asteraceae
Product: putative glucose-6-phosphate 1-epimerase
Exons: 9
Coding region: 173-1120 (315 amino acids)
Biological process (GO): carbohydrate metabolic process
Molecular function (GO): isomerase activity; carbohydrate binding
Source: RefSeq, a predicted model, not a curated record